This is a messenger RNA of Aphanomyces astaci, 1851 nucleotides long. RefSeq lists its product as hypothetical. The coding region runs from base 34 to 1620 and encodes 528 amino acids. The record is from RefSeq and is a predicted model, not a curated record. The transcript has a single exon. Lineage: Eukaryota; Oomycota; Saprolegniomycetes; Saprolegniales; Verrucalvaceae.
GUUUUUCACAUAUCAAUUUACCCUCUGACGACGAUGACCACUGCUGCAGCCUCUGCAUACAAGACUGCCUUUCGUCACUACACGCAGUACCUCAAGGCUCCGAUCCCAGGCGUGUCGAUCUCGCAGUUGGAAGCCAACAAGUUCCACGUCAACACCAAGGUAUUACAAGGGCCAUAUGAAGGCAUUGUCGUUCACUGGGAACUCACCAUCCCCGAGAGUUACCCCCACACCCCCCCGUUUGGAAAAAUGGCUGCCGGGUACGCCUUCAACAGUAACCACCACCACCACGUGUUUGACGGCAGUGGAAUUUGCUGCGACGUCUUGGGCAACUUCAACUACAUGCACGAGUCCGCCUCGGGGUUUAGUGGAUGGACACCCGCGGCCAACUUUACAACCCUGAUGAUCUACUUGCAGCCGUUUUUUGCCGACCCCGAUGGCAUGAUCGCCAGUGGCGACACCAUUAAGAGACUGAGGGUGAUGGACGAAGAGUACGUGUGCAAUGAGUGCGGUCACUCCACCAAGUCCCCUUUGCCCCCCUUGGAUCAACAAUGCGACGACCCAACCACGCCAGAACACGAGAGGGAUAGUUCCAAACUUACCCCCGAACAAGCACGAGCGCACCGAGAAAUCGCUUGUCCAGUGAUGGGGCUCAGCAUCAUUGACGACCCCACCAUGUGCAUUGGGUACCCCCUGCGUCUUCACCAAGCACGAACCCUGGAGGUUGAACUUUUUCCAGAAUUCUUAUCGUAUACGGCGUUUGAACAAGCCAAGAACGCCCGGGGGUGCGCGAUGCGAACGUCCACCGGACACGACUAUACCCACUGGCUGCCUAUUUUCCUCUCCCCUGCACACUUUUCAACACAUCAAACCCUACAUAAGCUCAGCUUCGCCAUCGACCGCAACCAUUCCAUCAGUCUCGUGGAUCUGCUGGUGAAAACCAUGAACAAGCAAGUGCUGGCCGUGAUGAACGGUUCGUCGCACGAGUCGGAAUCGGCCAUCGUUGCCUACGCCAACCUCCUUCGCCUGCUGCGCCAUGUCUUGAGUAUGCACCCGAACCUGCAAACGGAACUCGACAGCUCGGUUCGGCGGUUCAUCACCAGCCCAAACCGGCGCACCAAGACGCAUGUGCCAGACCUGGGGGAGUUCUACGUCAAGCUGUGCGUGUCGACAGUGGCGUCGCUGGACGACUUGACCGUGCGGGAAACGGUGGUGCGGGAGACGUUUGCUCGGCAAAUCCGUUGGAUCCGCCAGGCCGACCCAGCGUGUGUCGAUGUCGUGGGCAUGCCCAUGCUUCAGCGGCUGCAGCGGCUCUUCGACGGCAGCGUCGUGUCCAAUCGCAUCACGACGUUCGUUAUGGAAAUGGCCAAAGUAUUUGGCACGCCCGCGUUCUGCAGCAACAUGGAUCGCCAUUUCGGCCUUCCCCCAUCAAGCGUCAUUGUGGGCUUCCAAGAGCGCGUGAAAACCAUCAAGGCCAAACUCGUGAAUUACGACGUGCUGGUGCGGGGGUGGGGACUGCAGACAGUGAUUGCAUCCCCCGAGGCGAUGCUGGAAAUAUUGAUGAACGCCAAGGCCCAGUCCGCCAGAGCUGGCUACGACGUCAAACCUCGUCGGCAGCAUUAGGUGUAUUGAUUCAUGACGAAGCAGUAAAAUGUUGCAUACACAUGCCUACAUUAUUGGUGGUAGGAUACUACGAAGGGGCAAACGAGUACAGUAGUUAUAUCAGCACUUUUCCGGCCACCAAUUUCUCCAUGAGGCACAAAUCACGGUCAUGGAUUUAUUAUCUGUAGACAUUCGAUUCUGCUGAGGGCUCAAUAUGAACAGAAUUUAUUACGUUAUUGAUUGAUUUUUCGG